CCAGGCUGUCCCUUAAUUUAUCAGUAGGUACACCUCACUAGUGUCGUAUAGGUGCCAGUGUGCCAGCAAUGACAAUUUUCUAAAACUUGGCGAAUGGUCUUUGGGACCUACACGAUUAUUGCAUGUCGCCUACAAGCAUAAACGAUGACAUCCGUCACAAUACCUUCAAGCACUGGUCCACUACAUGGAGGUUACUCUUCAGCAAGGGAAGAACUAGCAGGCGGCGAAUCGGAUUUCGAAUCAGCCCGAAGCUCUAAGCGCUGCUUGAGCUUGCCAUCGACGUCAGAGUCCUGUAAGAAGCGGAGAAAACAGUCCACGCCCAUAAGAAUCUACAAUUCCGAAUCUCCCGAGUCUACAUCCGCCGACGAUGCAGAGUUAAAGUGUCCCUUGUGCCAACUGAAGUUUGAUUCGACAGAACAAAUGCAGAACCAUGUGGCUUGCGAACAUCAUCCGGCCGAGUUCAAACAAGAGCCUGAAGAAGAAAACCGAACGGCGUCUUUUGAGGAUGCUCCUCUUUGUUUGACAAUGCCGCGACCAGACAUGUGGACGGGGGAACUACCGAACAAGGAGUGGAUGAAUCCGAUACCAUAUAGUAAUACGAAUUCUGUUUUCAUGGCGAUGUCGCAGUUCACCCAACCUGACAACAUCCAAAUCAAACCUAUUCGAAUUUUUAACCCGGACGCUUAUUGCGAUUUGUGCAACAAGGAGUUUUGUAACAAGUACUUUCUGAAAACCCACAAGGCCAAUAAGCACGGUAUUUACACUGACGUGACAAGCGAACAGCAACUGCCAAACACCGUCAAUAUUCCCACUUUCGCUGCUAGCAACAUGAACAUCAAGUUACCUACCUCCGUGCCAAGUGUAGAAAUUGCCAUUAAAAGCGAACAGAAAACUCCAACAAAUAUUUUGAAUCCAUACAGUGUGGUUUUCCCUUGUUCGUUUCCAAAUAAAUUUCCAAAACCAGUGGCUUCUGAAAAUGAGCCAAGCGAAAUCCAGAAUUUUUCCAUUCCAACUUCCAAUGGACCUUCUUCGUCCAGCGAAAGUGACAAGCUUAUUCCGGAAGAACAAGUGACGGAAACAUGUUCUAGUCCUAUCAACACACAAACCGAAUCUACCUCAACAAAAAAUGAAUCUGACGCUAACAUUAAUAUUUACGACUCUAUAAAGAUCUCUCCUAGUCAAUCUAGUCGGGAAUUAGAUCUCUCCAAUCGCCUUAGAAGAAUAGGCGUAAUGAAUCCUAAAGCUUUCUGUGAAAUAUGUAACAAAGAAUAUUGUAAUAAGUACUUUUUACGCACCCACAAGAUGAAGCGUCAUGGAAUCUACAUCCCGGAUGACAGGGAUCCAAAGAUGGAAGGCAACUCUUGGCCUCCCAGUAUCCAAACCAGUCCUUUGAACCUUAUCAUGACCGAACAGACCCUAGUUCAUGACCGCAAGACCACAUCUCCCAAUGAUAUCAGUUGUGACUUAUGCGGCAUUAAAUUUCAAAAUUCUAGUUUAUCUCAGCUCCAUAACUUUACGGUGCACGGGAAAAUGGCAACAAAGGAAUCUGAUAGUAACCUAAAUGUGACUUUCGGUGAGGAUGCAAAAAAACAGUCGAUACAAGAGAAACCAGUAAAUGCCGAAGCUAUCAGCGAAGAUUUACAAAAAUUGCAAACGAUGAUUCUUCAAUUGAACGACUUGGAUGUAACUAAAGUUUCAACCACUUGCAAUACCUGUAGCAAAGAGUUUGAAAAUCGAUUUUAUUUGCAUGCUCAUAUGGUUACCGAGCAUGGAAUGCUCAUGGAUGACAACACGGAUUUCGAAAAAAACGGAGAUUCAGAAAAUAGUAAUAAUAACACAUUGUGCGAUUUAUGCGGCAAAGACUUACAAAACGCCGAAGAGAUGAAAAAGCAUAUAUUAGAAAUGCAUUCUAACGUAUCCAACAUAACUGUAUCUGAAGCCGGCAAAGAAGAAUACAGUGGCGACUUGACAUCACCCGAUAAAUCCACAAACAGAAUAUUUUUACCUGGUGCAAGUGUUUCAGAGCGUAGAUUGUCCGUUAACGUCACUCCAACAAGCAGCUAUUGCGAAAUAUGUAACAAGGAAUUGUGCAACAAAUACUUUAUGAAAACACACAUGCAAAGAAUGCACGGCAUCGAAAUAGAAAAUGGUGCGCAAAUUGGGGGAGUUGUUUGUGAUAUUUGCAAUAAGGAACUCUGCAGCAAGUAUUUUCUUAGAGUUCAUAAGCACAACACACACGGUAUAGUUGAGUACGGUGCGAGUCUUCUACAGCCGAAAAAAUCCGAAAGCGAGACAACUUCGCAGCCUUCCAUCCCCACUCCCGAACCAGAUCCAGGUUUGAAAUCCAACGAUCUUGCCGACUUAAGUCACAGGUACUUUACGCACUUCACCGAAGUGUGUCCUCUGUGCAGUCGCCGAUUUAGAAGCACUAAGUGGCUUAAAGCACAUUUGGUUGGCGAUCAUGGUCAAGCGGGUCUUGAAAAGUGGUCUGAGGUAGAGCAGCAACUUCUGGGUCAAAAUCCCAAACUCUCUAAAUCAAUCAAGACGGAAAGAGCUAGUCCAAGUCUGAAAAUUCCGAACGGUGGUCAUGAUACGGUACCGAAAAAGGUUGGAAUUCAAAACGUAUUGUCUAGUAUCUUUGGAUCGGAUGAAAUUAACGCCAAAACCUACCAGUGUUCCUAUUGUCCAUUUACAUCACCGCUGUUACCUUUGCUCUUUAUCCACGAAAGAUCCCACGCAAUCAAUGAAAAUGCCCCAAUUAAAUGUCCUGUCUGUCCUCAGUCUUUUUUAGAACGCGAACUUUUUCAGCGACAUGUCUACACCCAGCAUCCAUUUUUACCAUUUCCACCACUCUUUAACGGCCACUCCGAUACGAAUAAAGAAGCAUCGUUUCAAGAUGGCGUCGAAGACGAAGAAAACCUGAAACAAGAAGAUGCAGAAGUUAAUUUUCAACCGGUCAAAGCUACGAAACCCGCACCCAGGAUCAACGUGGCUGAACUUCCGAUGGAGGUGAGCCAAUCUCUCAAAGAUCUGGCCAAGAAAGCUCAGCUGCCAGCCACGUAUGCCUUGCCACAGCAAAAUUCGGAUGCAAGUCAAGAUGACAACUUCUCGGGAGCACCUGGGUAUGUAAUGCAAGCUUUUUUGUUAGAAGAUUCUGCUUCUGAGCGCAGAGUUGUACCAUCUGUCGUUUUUUUGCCGGUGCUUCAAAAACAACCAGCUCCUCUAACGGUUACUUUUACUCUUACCCCGGCCUAACCCCCAUAUUUAGUCUAAUCAAAUAAGAUGAUCUAUCUAAUAGGAAUUUAAUAGCAUGUAGGAAUUUUCAGUGGUAGAAAACCCGGAUAAAUAUUUUAAUGUUGUGAAAUUAUUUUCAAUUUUGUUCUGGUACAUUGAAUAAAUUCACUAAGGAAGGAGCACAUCUACAAAAUUGGUAGAA
Messenger RNA from Sitophilus oryzae (rice weevil), 3436 nucleotides. RefSeq lists its product as uncharacterized. The coding region runs from base 145 to 3255 and encodes 1036 amino acids. Lineage: Eukaryota; Metazoa; Arthropoda; Insecta; Coleoptera; Curculionidae. The transcript has 2 exons. The record is from RefSeq and is a predicted model, not a curated record.